GCUCCGGCACCACCUCCUUCACCACCUCCUUCCCCUCCAGGAGCAGAGGGCCUUUGGGGAACAGAUUCCUAAAAGUGCAGGUGGGCCAGCCAUGAGAGGGUACCUCGUGGUCAUAUUCCUGAGUGCUGUCUUCCUCUACUACGUGCUCCAUUGUAUAUUAUGGGGAACAAAUGUCUACUGGGUGCCUCCGGUGGAGAUGAAGCGGAGAAAUGAGGUCCAGCCCUGCUUGUCAAAGCCGGCUUUUGCCUCUCUCCUGAGAUUUCAUGAGUUUCACCCUUUUCUGUGUGUAGCUGAUUUUAAAAAGAUUGCUUCCUUGUAUGGUGGCGAUAAGUUUGAUUUGCCCUAUGGGAUAAGAAAUUCAGCGGAACAUUUUCGACUUGCUCUGUCAAAACUGCCGAGUUGUGAUCCUUUUGACGAGUUUGACAAUGUGCCGUGUAAAAAGUGCGUGGUGGUUGGUAAUGGAGGAGUUUUGAAGAAUAAGACGUUAGGAGAAAAAAUUGACUCCUAUGAUGUAAUAAUAAGAAUGAAUAACGGUCCUGUUUUAGGACACGAAGAGGAAGUUGGGAGAAGGACAACCUUCCGACUUUUUUAUCCAGAAUCUGUUUUUUCAGAUCCCAGUCACUAUGAUCCUAACACCACGGUGAUUCUCACUGCUUUUAAGCCACUUGAUUUAAAGUGGCUGUGGGAAUUGUUGACGGGUGGCAAAAUAAACACUAAUGGUUUUUGGAAGAAACCAGCCUUAAACUUGAUCUAUAAACCUUAUCAAAUCAGAAUAUUGGAUCCUUACAUCAUCAGAAUGGCAGCUUAUGAACUGCUUCAUUUCCCAAGAGUGUUUCCCAAAAAUCAGAAACCCCAACACCCGACGACAGGAAUUAUUGCCAUCACACUGGCGUUUCACAUCUGUCAUGAAGUUCAUCUUGCUGGUUUCAAAUACAACUUUUCCGACCUUAAGAGUCCCCUGCACUACUAUGGGAAUGACACCAUGUCUUUGAUGAAUCAGAGUGCCUACCACAAUGUGACUGCAGAGCAGCUCUUCCUGAAGGACAUUAUAGACAAAAACUUUGUAAUCAACCUCACUCAAGAUUGACCCUACAGACUCAGAAGAUGAUGCUAACAGUAUUAGUUUUAUUUUUAUACUGCAAUUUUUAGUUUAUUUUUAAAUAUGUUGGAUGCACUCGUCAAAAAAUUAUGUAUAUUGUCUGUUGCUGCCUGGUGAUUCAUAACCGCCAGGUUUAUUUCUGUGAAUAUAUUUAUGAAAAACAAGAUAUGUUUAAUUAUCAGGGAAAUAACUUUUGACAUCAUGUUUUUAAAAUAAGCUAGUUUUCUGAGGUGUUUUUAAACGUUUUUUUAAUGGCUAGUUCGUCUUAGACUUUUGAAGGGAUGUGAUUUCCUAAUAAGGGGAUUUAGUUUACCACAAUGAAUUCUGAAUGUAACAUGACAUUUUGAGAGGUGCAUUUGGCUGCUGUAAAUUGGUGGGGAAUUGGCACAUGGUUGUGCCUGGAUAUGGAAAUGAAUCACUUCAGGCCAAUAUCUGGAUGAUUGUUUAAAUCCUUUUUGUUCUAUCAGUGGAACUUGAUUGGAAUCUUAAACCAGCCCUGAAUACAGUAGAUGGUUAGGGAAACCUACCAUCAUACUGGUUUAGUUAAGUGUUUUUUCCUGCAAUUAAGCAAACCAUUACUGAUUGAUUAAUUUUGUAGAAUGAAGAUGGUGGUGUUUUUAAGUUGAAGGAAAUAGGCUAAACAUGAAAUUCUGGAUGAGUAAAUAACCAAAGAAUGCAAUUACUAAUGUCGGGUGACUGUAUUAUUUUAAGGAAAUAAAAAGUUUAACUUUAUACAAAGAAGC
Ceratotherium simum simum (southern white rhinoceros) is the source of this 1842-nucleotide messenger RNA. Lineage: Eukaryota; Metazoa; Chordata; Mammalia; Perissodactyla; Rhinocerotidae. The record is from RefSeq and is a predicted model, not a curated record.